AUGUCAGGAGAGCGGUCAGCAGCUGAGGUGGACGUGGUCAAUCCUGGGGAUCUGGAAGCAAUGAAGAACGGAGCAAGGACUCUCAGCAUUGCCCAGGUUGGGACAAUUGGAGAGUUUGCGAGUUGGGGCGUGCCAAGACCAGGGCGGCUGGAAGCUGAGGAGGGAUUGGCCCACAGCUGGGAAGUCCAGUGGCAGGAGUUCCUGAAGGUGGUGCACACCCCUCACUGGGGGAGCCCAGAGUCUCCAAAGACCAUGCGCUGGGAAGUUACCAAAUCCUCCCUGGUCCCUUCCGAAACGGUAGCUGAUUUGGGACCUUGUGGAGAGGUGGCAAUCGGUCUUUCGCCAGGCCUCAAAGGAGGAGCUCCCCAAACCUCAGAGGAUCUGUACUCUGGCGAACGGGGAGACAGCGUCAAAGUGGGCAAAGAGAUCUCAAGCAAGGGUGCCACUGUGACAGAGACACAGCGCCAGCGCUUCCGGCUUUUCUGCUACCAGGAGGCUGAGGGGCCCCGAGAGGCCUGCGACCGACUGCAUGCGCUGUGCCGUGAGUGGCUGAAGCCAGAGAGGCGCACCAAGGAGCAGAUGCUGGAGCUGGUGAUCCUGGAGCAGUUCUUGGCGGUCUUGCCACCGGCAAUGCAGAGCUGGGUCCGAGAUGGGAGUCCGGCAACCUGCUCCCAGGCUGUGGUCCUGGCUGAGGAUUUCCUGAUGAGACAGCAGAAGGCUGAAGGAUGGGGAGGACAGGUAAGGCAAAGGAGCUGGGGAACCACUGGUCCACUGGUUAUCCCCAUUUGGCCUGCAAGGCCAUUUUGGGUGAGCCAAACCCACCCACCCUCUACUUGAUGCCAUGUAUAAUGGAAGGGGUUCAGAGGAACAAUUGGAAACUUUAAGGCAAACACCCAAUUGUUCAUUUGCUGGAGCAAGAAGUGCUCCCAUGAUGGGUGGUGGGACGUGUGUUAGAAUGGAGGGGGUUAUCCUCAUUUCCGUGGAAAACGCUCCUCCGUCCCUGUGCUACUUUUUGAGCCGUUGAAAACGGGAGGUUCAAAAAUUCACACAGGGCUGUUUAAAAGCCCUUUUGCAAAGAGCCACACGGGGCUGUUGGGCUUCUGGAUUUUUGAGGUUAAGAGAGCGGUGUGGGGCUGUGCACAGUGAUGGCAGGGGAUUGACCCUUCAGGUUUCGCCUGCCCGGCAUGGGCAGUUAAAGAUCAGGCCCACCAGGCAUGGAAGGCUCCCCACCUCUCUCCUAAAAGGUUUGGCAGGAUGCAGAAUUAGCAAUAGUACAUGGAUGGAGGAACGAGAUCCUUGAACAAAUCCUUUGAGCUCCUAGCCUCUUCUCUCUUUCCACUCUGUUCUAGGCUCUAGGAACUUUGGCAGAAGUGGUUGUGAGCCUCUCUGAAGGGGAUGAGGCUGCUACAGAAUUCUGCAAGGAGAUGAAGAAGGAGAGCAGCCAGAAUGCUGGCUUUCUAGGUAUGUAAUAGCUCCCUCUAUUUCCAAUGCUGAGGCAGUGAGUGCCGUUCCUUACCUUACGACUGGUUUUCAUAUACAGUGGUACCUCUGGAUACGAACGGGAUCCAUUUUGGAGUCCCAUUCACAUCCUGAAGUAAAUGUAAGACGCGCAUGCACAGGUUACGUUUCGUCGCUUCUGCAUAUGCGCGGGUUGCGUUUCGUCGCUUCUGCACCUGCGCGGGUUGUGUUUUGUCACUUCUGUGCAUGCGCGUGAUGUCAUUUUGAGCGUCUGCGCAUGCGCGAGCGGCAAAACCCGGAAGUAACACGCUCCAUUACUUCAGGGUCGCCGCAGAGCGCAACCCGAAAAUACUUAACUUGAAGCUACUUCAACCCGAGGUAUGACUGUAGUGUAUGCAAUUGUGCCAGCUGUUUUUAAAAAUCUGUAUACAGUGGUACCUCAGGUUACAUAUGCUUCAGGUUACAGACUCCGUUAACCCAGAAAUAGUGCUUCAGGUUAAGAACUUUGCUUCAGGAUAAGAACAGAAAUCGUGCUUCGGCGGCGUGGCAGCAGCAGGAGGCCCCAUUAGCUAAAGUGGUUCUUCAGCUUAAGAACAGUUUCAGGUUAAGAACGGACCUCCGGAACGAAUUAAGUACUUAACCCGAGGUACCACUGUAUAUAUUUAUGCAAUGGUUAGAAAGUAGUUUGAUAGAAGCAACUGAACUUCAUCCAAAAAGCAAAAGCUGCCUUAAAAUGCUUGCUUCAGUAGGAAGGUUUUGUCAAGUGGCAGAAUUAGAGCAGGGAGUGGGAGCUCACAGAGCCCAUCCAGUCUAACCCCCUGCCUGUGUAAUGCAGGAUGCGGCCACAGCAUCCCUGACAAAUCCUAGCCCAGCCUCUAGACCUCCAGAGAAGGAGGGCCCCACCUGCACACCACCAUAGCUUUCUGCUCCACCUUCAAGCAGAAAACAUUUAGCCUAAAGCUGCCUCCUUGCAAUUUCCACCAUUCCUACUAGUCUGCCAAUUAGAGCAGCAGAGAUCAAGGGAGCAAUCCUGUAGCAAGAGCUCUUGAAAUGAGCAGCGUUGAGAUCCAUUAGAUAUCCGGCUCCAUCUGAGGUAGUUUGCCCCCCUUUGUUCCCUACCUGCACUCGGCUCAAUCUCACCUGUUGCUCCUAGAAGCUGUCACCAUGUGACAGUGGCCACAAUCCCAGGAAACGGAUUCGACUGGCUGGCUAAACCAGGUGAGGGGAGCCGAUGGGUCUCAAACCCUCAGUGAAUUAGGGACUUCUCCUGAAUACGAAGACAGGCUCCAGUGAUUUGAGCAGAUGAGACCAAGGAUAAUAAAAGGCUAUGGAGUAAUAAAAGGCUAUGGAGUGAAUCCUACACAAAUCCAGAGUGGAUUCUCUAAGAUGGUUGGGUGGCGCUUUCUAUGCCUCCUUCCAGCCACUUCUGCAGCCAAGAUGGUGCCAAACCUAUUGCUCUGCUAUCCUCAGCGAGGCUUGUUCUCUGGGCAGCUCAGGGCCCCCGUACACACUGCCCAGGCUUGCACCCUGAGGGGGUCACUUCAGUGUUGCUAGUGCAAAGUAAUAAUAAUAAUAAUAAUUUAUUAUUUAUACCCCGCCCAUCUGGCUCCAAACAGAAUAUUGAUAUUAAUAAUAAUGUGAUAAAACAUCAAACAUUAAAAAUAUGCAACUGCAGAUUUCACAACUUUGUCACAAAUUUCUCAAACCAGACAACAAAUAUGUGACUUUCAGUAAUAAUAAUAAUAAUUUAUUAUUUAUACGUCGCCCAUCUGGCUGGGUUUCCUCAGCCACUGGGUGGCUUCCAACAAAAUAUUAAAAUACAAUAGUCCAUCAAACAUUAAAAGCUUCCCUAAACAUGGCUGCCUUCAGAUGUCUUCUAAAAGUCAGAUAAGCAUUUCCCUCAUAUCUGAUGGGUGUUCCACAGGGCAGGCGCCACUGCCGAGAAGGCUCUCUGCCUGGUUCCCUGUAACUUUGACACUCACAGUGAGGGAACUACCAGAAGCCCCUUGGUGCUGGACCUCAGUGUCCAGGCUGAACGAUGGGGGUGGAGACGCUCCUUCAGGUAUACUGGGCCGAGGCUGUUUAGGGCUUUAAAGGUCAGCAGCAACACUUUGAAUUGUCCUCGGAAACGUUUUACUUCACCCCCGGAGGCGCACUCCAUUGUCUCAAGACAGACAGGUGACAACGUCGUUUGGGGCGGGGUUUCCCCCAACCAUUUCCCCUGCUUACCCCAAUCCCCCUCCGUUCCAGGAACCAAUGAGCUGACGAGCGAGAACGAUGCGGCAAGAGAGGAGCUGGAGGUCAACGUCGGGGUUGUAGGUAUAGCGGAGCAGCGUGACGAAAGCUGGCAGGAGAGAUCCGUGGCGGCGGCUGCUUGUGAACAGCUCCCUGAACUCUCAGUCCCACCUCUGGGGACACAGGAGAGGAGGAGCGCAUUCUCCAGGAGGAGCGUGACCCGUAGGCAAGGCCUUGAGAACCAGAGAAGACCCAAGGAGCCCACGCUCCACAUAUGCACGGUCUGCGGACGUAGCUUCACGCGGGGAUCGAAUCUCUUUCGGCAUCAGAAACUCCACACGGGACAGAAGUCCCACUGGUGUGCAGUUUGCGGGCAGAGGUUCGCUCGGAAGGAGAAGCUCGUGAGUCACCAGAAAGUUCACAAAAAGAGGGUGAUGGCUGGACGAAGAGGCCAAGCGGGGGAAAUAGCCGCAAAGUCUUCCAGAAUCGCAACAGCAGGUGUGUAAAUUUGAAGCAGGUGUGGAGAACUGGAUCACAAAUGUGAGCCUGGUAGUCCUUAACCCUUUCUGCCCUGCCACUGGUCGGUUUGCACCAGUGUUCAAAAUUAGCCAGGCGCCAGGCGCCUUUUGCUUUCAACCACUUGUGACCAAGAGACAGGCUCCAGCGAUUUGAGCAGAUGAGACCAGAAGUGGGUCCAAUGAUUAAGAAAGUGGUUUCUUCAUGCGCUGUAGAGGGAAAUGAGGGCAGCCUGGGAAGGGAACCCGGAAGGAAAACUCUGAUCCUCAACCUCUGCUGCCUUGUGGGAUAUCUUCAGGAGAAUAAAAGGCUAUGGAGUAAAUCCUAUACAAAUCCAGAGUGGAUUCCCUAAGAUGGUUGGGUGGCGCCUUCUAUGCCUCCUUCCAGCCACUUCUGCAGCCAAGCUGGUGCCAAACCUAUUGCUCUGCUAUCCUCAGCGAGGCUGAGAUGGGGGUCUUGUCGUCUGGGCAGCCCAGGACCCCCAGACACACUGCCCUGGCAGGCACCCCGGACAGGUCACUUCAGUGCUGCUAGUGCAAAGUAAUAAUAAUAAUAAUAAUAAUUUAUUAUUUAUACACCACCCAUCUGGCUGCGUUUCCCCAGCCACUCUGGGCUGCUCCCAACAGAAUAUGAAUAUUAUUAAUAAUAAUAAUGUGAUAAAACAUCAAACAUUAAAAAUCUGCAACUGCAGAUUUCACAACUUUAUCUGUCACAAAUUUCUCAAACCAGACAAAAAUUUGUGACUUUCAGUAAUAAUCAUAAUAAUUUAUUAUUUAUACCCCGCCCAUCUGGCUGGGUUUCCCCAGCCACUCUGGGCGGCUUCCAACAAAAUAUUAAAAUACAAUAGUCCGUCAAACAUUAAAAGCUUCCCUAAACAUGGCUGCCUUCUAAAAUGGGUGUCUUCUAAAAGUCAGAUGAUAAUACAGUGGUGCCUCGUAAGACAAAAAACUCGCAAGACGAAAGAGUUUUUCGUUUUUUUGAGUUGCUUCGCAAGACGAAUUUCCCUAUGGGCUUGCUUCGCAAGACGAAAACGUCUUGCGAGUUUGUUUCCUUUUUAUUAAAACCGUUAAUACCCAGGAUGCAUUGCUUGAAGAGGUGCAGUUGCGACUUGACUUCGAGGAGCAACUCAUAGCACACGGUGUGGUAGCCUUUUUUGAGGUUUUUGAAGACUUUGGUGAUUUUUGAAGCUUUUCCAAAACUUCUUUUGCAGCCAUUUGGUAAGUUAAACUUUUAAAACUUUUUGGGGGGGUUUUGGAUUUUGGGUUGGGGUGUUUGGAAUUCAAGGACUUGGUGUUGGGGAGGGGUUUGCAAGAAUCUGGAAGCUUGUGUGGUUUUUUCCUGCAUUUUUAUGAAUUUUUGUGACCAUUGGGGCACUCUGCACUCUGCAUUUUUAUGAAUUUUUGUGACCAUUGGGGCACUCUCUGUUGUUUAAAAAAAAGAUUUCUGGGUUUCGAUUUCUGUGUGGUGGGUGGCUGGGAGAAUAGUUGAGAAGGGGUUUGCAAGAAUCUGGAAGUUUGUGUGUUUUCUAGGAGGUUUGGUGCUUUUGAAUUUUUUGGAUGUGAAGCACUGAUUUUUUGGGGGGGGGGGUUGCGAAGGCAGGAGCUGUGCUGCCAUGGGGCCCAAGAAGACUGCUGCUGCAGAGGCCGGUGAGAGGAAGAAGGAGAAGGUUACGCUGGAAAUGAAGAAGGAGAUCAUCCGGAAGCACGACGGUGGAAUGCGUGUGACAGACCUCGCCAGGGAGUAUGGGAGGAAUCCAUCGACCAUCGGGACCAUCCUGAAGAUGAGGGAGAAGAUCCUUGCGACUGAUGUAGCCAAGGGAGUCACCAGGAUCGUGAAGAACCGCCCAGCUGUUCUGGAGGAGGUGGAGAAGUUGCUGCUCAUCUGGUUAGAAGAGAAGCAGCGUGCAGGGGACACAGUGACUGAGGCCAUCAUUUGUGAGAAGGCCAAGGCCUUGCACGCAGACCUCGUCCGGCAACAGCCAGGAACCUCAGGCGAGCCAGAAGUCUUCAAGGCAAGCAGAGGCUGGUUUUACCGGUUCAAGACAAGAUCUGGAAUCCACAGCGUGGUCAGGCAUGGUUUCCUUGGGGAGGACCAUGGGCCUGGAGGUCACAGAGGAGGACGUCAGCGAGCUGGUGGAGGAGCACGACCACGAGCUGACCACCCAGGAGCUGGUCGAACUGCAGGCAGAGGCUGCGCAGGUGCAGGCCUCGCUGGAAGAGGAGGAAGCAACUGAGGAACGGCUGUCCUCCAAAGAACUGAGGGACAUUUGCCAGAAGUGGAAGGAUGUGCAGGCUUUUGCACAGCGGCACCACCCUGACAAGGACCUGACACGUGACCUUGUGAACACUUUUGAUACGAGGGUCAUGUCGUCUUUCAGGGAGGUGCUGAAAAGGCGGAUGAAGCAGCAGACCAUAGACAGGUUCUUCAGCAAGAAGCAAAGAAUGGAAGAGGAACCCUCUUCGAGUUGUCCCCCAGAGUCUUAGAAAAUGUAUGCACAGUACUGUACACUUUGGUGAUUUUUAAAUGCUUUUCUGUCAUGUUUAGAAACUUAAAUUAUUGUUCCUUCAAUUUUUGAAAUGCUCUUUACAGUAUGUGUGACUUUAAAGAGCACUUAAUAAACUCUUGUUGUACCAAAUUUGGCUUUGUUUGGACUUUUUUUGACCAUAGGAACGCAUUAAUUGAUUUUCAAUGCAUUCCUAUGGGAAUCCGUGCUUCGCAAGACGAAAAAACUCACAGAACGAAUUAAUUUUGUCUUGCGAGGCACCACUGUAAUAAUAAUAAUAAUAAUAAUAAUAAUAAUAAUAAUAAUAAUUUAUACCCCACCCAUCUGGCUGAGUUUCCCCAGGUACUCUGGGCGGCUCCCAGUCAAGUUUUAAAAACAAUACAGCGUUAAAUAUUAAAAACUUCACUGAACAGGGCUGCCUUCAGAUGUCUUUUGAAGAUAGGAUAGCUGCUUAUUUCCUUCACAUCUGAAGGGUUCCACAGGGUGGGCGCCACUAGCGAGAAGGCCCUCUGCCUGGUUCCCUGUAACUUGGCUUCUCGCAGCGAGGGAACUGCCAGAAGGCCCUCGGCGCUGGAUCUCAGCGUCUGGGCAGAACGAUGGGGGUGGAGACGCUCCUUCAGUUCUACUGGGCCGAGGCCGUUUAGGGCUUUAAAGGUCAGCACCAACACUUUGAAUUGUGCUCGGAAACAUUUUACUUCACCCCCGGAGGCGCACUCCAUUGUCUCGAGACAGACAGGUGAUUACGACAUUUGGGGCGGAGUUUCCCCCACCCAUUUCCCCUGCUUCCCCCAAUCCCCCUCCGUUCCAGGAACCAAUGAACUGACGAGCGAGAACGAUGUGGGAAGAGAGGAGCUGGAGGUCAACGUCGGGGUUGUAGGUAUAGCGGAGCAGCGUGACGAAAGCUGGCAGGAGAGAUCCGUGGCGGCGGCUGCUUGUGAACAGCUCCCUGAACUCUCAGUCCCACCUCUGGGGACACAGGAGAGGAGGAGCGCAUUCUCCAGGAGGAGCGUGACCUGGAGGCAAGGCCUUGAAAACCAGAGAAGACCCAAGGAGCCCACGCUCCACAUAUGCACGGUCUGCGGACGUAGCUUCACGCGGAGAUCAAAUCUCUUUCGGCAUCAGAAACUCCACACGGGACAGAAGUCCCACUGGUGUGCGGUUUGUGGGCAGAGGUUCGCUCGGAAGGAGAAGCUCGUGAGUCACCAGAAAGUUCACAAAGAGAGGGUGACGGCUGGACGAAGAGGCCAAGCAGGGGAAAUAGCUGCAAAGUCUCCCGGAAUCACAACAGCAGGUGUGUAAAUUUGAAGCAGGUGUGGAGAACUGGAUCCCAAAUGUGAGCCUGGUAGUUCUUAACGCUUUCUGCCCUGCAACUGGUCGGAUUGCACCAGUGUUCAAAAUUUGCCAGGCGCCUUUUGCUUUCAACCACUUGUGGCCAAGUGAAUAGGCCUGGAAGCCAGGAUGCCGCCAUCUGGAGAUCCUUGGAUCUGGAGCGUUUUCACACGCCAGUACCCCAUUCUGUAGAAUUCUGUCUGUUAUCUUUUAUCUGCGCAAUCGGAAUGAAUUUUGUGGAACCAAAUUGCUUUUUCUGUGCAGUCUGUUUUAAAAAAACAGGUCAGAAUAGGCCAAUAUAUAUGUGGACUGUCCCUGGCUCAAGUGACUUUUCUUUUUUUAAGUCAGUGGUUCCCAGCGUUUUUUUGGCCAUGCCCCACCUAAGCAUCUCUAAAAUCCUGGUGCCCCCCCCCAUGACAUAUAACUCUUCUUAUUCAAAAAGUGAACUCCUCUUCACAUGGAGGAAGCCUAAAAGGCCAUUAAUUUGGUCUAAGCAUGGGGACAUAGCUGUCAACUUUUCCACUUUUUAAAGGGAAAUUCCCUUAUUCCAAAUAGGAUUCCUCACAAGAAAAGGGAAAUGUUGACAGCUAUGCAUGGGGAUUGUCUGCGUAAUUCCUCAUCUCAGAUCAUGAGGCUCUUAAUCCCAGGGUCAUGGGUUUGAGCCCCGUGUUGGGUUAAAAAUUCCUGCAUUGCAGGAGGUACCUUUUUUUCGCCCUAUGGAACACACUUUUUCCCCUCCAAAAAUGAAGGGGAAAUGUGUGUGCAUCCUAUGGGGCGAAUGCAGGCUUUCGCUGAAGCCUGGAGAGCGAGAGGGUUCGGUGCGCACCGAACCCUCUCGCUCUCCAGGCUUCAGGAAGCUAUCCGCAAGCCUGGGGAGCCCGCCGGGAGUUGACAGCCGGGCUCCCUAGGCUUGCGGAUAGCAGCCUGUUCUGGGGGCUGGGGUCGGGGGAAGCUUGGGCUUUCCUUGCCCCAGCCCCGCGCCUGGCGGGGGGAAAUAAUUUUUUUUUCUUUAUUCCCCCCCCCCAAAAAAAACUAGGUGCGCCCUAUGGGCCGGUGCACCCUAUAGGGCAAAAAAUAUGGUAGUUCUAUGAUCCUCUGUCUGUCUUUUCUCUUUCUGUUUUUAAAUAAUAUUUAUUAAAAAUUUCCAAUCAAACCAAAUCAUAUAUUCCAAAUUAUACAAAUUAUCCCAUAAUCAAACAAAUCCCAAUGUUAUGUCUAAUUAUAAAUUAUUAUUAUUUUUUAGCUGACUUCCCAUGCUUUGAGAUCGGAGGGAAUCCUAAUCAUCUCUGUGUGGUUUAGCAUUUCAAAAUAUGAAAAUAAUUUCCUGAAAAUAAUUAAGGAUUAACAUCAGGUUCUCUGUCUUUCAUUCCAGAAGGUCCUGUGUGGACGAUUCAGGAUGAGCUGCUUUGGGUCCCGUCGGAAGGAAACGGAGUGUGUGGAGAGGAGAAGCGAAACGGUGGGAAGAGGAGAGAAGGAAGAACAACAGGGACUCAGAGGGGAAAGCCCGUGGCAGAAGAGCUUGACUUCAAAGUCUCAAUCCCACAAGCGGGACAGCAAGGAGCGGCGGGAAGGGUGGUGUGCGCCGUCUGUGGGAAAAGCUUCACUCGCAAAUCCACGCUUACCAGACACAUGAAAGCCCACACAGGAGAGAGGCUUCACAAGUGCUUGGACUGUGGGAAGAAGUUCAGCCCGGCGGUGUUGGAACGUUGGAGGCCCAAGGCAAAGAUGGCAGACACAGGGAGGAAAACGUAUGAGUGUGUGAAGUGUGAGGGGGGCAGCCGUCCCAAGCUGAGCCUUAAUGGCUGCAAGAGCAUCUGCGAGAGGACAAAACGGUUCAGGUGUUUGGAGUGCGGCCACAAAUCCAUCUCUCUGUCGCUCCUUCUUAGACACCAGAGAAUCCACACGGGAGAGAAACCGUAUCUGUGCCCCAUCUGCGGGAGGAAGUUCCGCCAGUCCGCGCAUCUCGUCAGGCACGAGAAGACGCAUGGAAAGAAGAAGCCACAUUUCUGA
Messenger RNA from Podarcis lilfordi (Lilford's wall lizard), 10051 nucleotides. Lineage: Eukaryota; Metazoa; Chordata; Lepidosauria; Squamata; Lacertidae. The record is from the annotation of a GenBank genome assembly.